AUGAAGAAGAUAGAACCGAUUUCGCUAAGCUAUGAAGCUAUGUUAAACACCAUGCCUAACAUUUUUGAGAAUUUGAUAAAAAAUAUUUGUUUGAAUGAUGAUUGUAGAAUUAGUUGUAUAGUUACAGAUGUGGAUAUGGGAUGGAGAUUAAAUGUUGGAAGCAAAUUUGGAAUCAAUGGAGAUCUCUUUUGGUCUUCAGCAGCAGCUAUGUUUGCCUUGGAUUACAAUAUUCCUAAGCUUAUUGAACAUACUAUAAUUGAUUCUAAUGGAUUAUCAGCCACUGGAAAAACAUUUCACCCAUCACCAAAUAUGCCAAUGAUGGACACAGAAGCUUUAGUUUGGUCAAAUGUAGGUGCAGACUCAAUAAGCCUUAAGAAAGUAUUUAAUCAUAUUAAGCAUUGUUCACAAACUACAAGUUUAUCAAAUUGGUGGCUUUGUAAUACAGCAUAUGAACUUGAACCUAGACCAUUAUCUUUUCUUCCAAAGUUUCUACCAAUUGGCCCUUUAUUGAAUAACUAUGAAAACAAAAGUGGAAAGAGUCAAUUGGUCAAUUUUGGGAAGAAGAUUUAUCUUGCAUGA
Molecule: messenger RNA, 579 nt
Organism: Lathyrus sativus (Indian pea)
Lineage: Eukaryota; Viridiplantae; Streptophyta; Magnoliopsida; Fabales; Fabaceae
Source: the annotation of a GenBank genome assembly